UACAGAUUCAGAAUCUCUAUUUGCUCUUCAAAGCCAUGACCAGCCCAACCGCCGACCUCGUUGCCCUCAACUCGUCAACACUGGGCACAGCCAUGCCGGAAGUGACUCUACCGGAUGGCAGUAAAGUGCAGACAGGAACAGUGGGAGCGCUGCUGAUCAACAUUCGGGUGUAUAAUGAAGCUCAUGCAAACGGCAACCGGGACAAGAUGGAAACCCUUCGCACUGCCCUCAGAACCGCGAUACCAUUGUUGCAGAAAGUUGGCAUGUUUGAUCUGUUUCCGCCUGAGGAGUGGAUCCAAGGUGAUAACGAGGGGCGAAAGCUGGUGGGAAGGAUAUAUCAGGAGUUCUUCGAAUUGGCGUGAUCGUAUAAAUGCUCUAUAAUUUCAUAGUUAAUUGAAGC
Molecule: messenger RNA, 400 nt
Organism: Aspergillus sclerotioniger CBS 115572
Lineage: Eukaryota; Fungi; Ascomycota; Eurotiomycetes; Eurotiales; Aspergillaceae
Exons: 2
Coding region: 36-362 (108 amino acids)
Source: RefSeq, a predicted model, not a curated record